AUGCCUGUCAUUCCAAGCGUUAUUCCAACUGUUGCAGAUGUUGUACAUUCACCAAUAAGUCCAAUUAGACUAAUUUCCAAAGAUGACACUCAUAUUAUUACCAAUACUGGUAGUUUGAGUCCUGUUCCUCAAAUGGCUAGACAUGCUUCAUCUCCAUCCUCUCUAGCUCACACCAUUCCAUUUGUUCCUUCACAAUUAGAGUCACUUCUGCCCCCUUCCCUUCCUCAAAUUUUCAAACAAUUAAUUCCAUCAGAAAUCAAAAUGAUGAGCGAGAAGGAAAAGGAAGAAUGGUCAUCCAUGAUUACCAAGGUCAUUGUUUCAUUUUGUUAUGCCAUGUUUGCCAUCUUUUGUACAAGUGUUACCAUGGUAGUAGUUCACGAAAGAGUUCCAAAAGAUUAUCCUCCACUCCCAGAUAUUAUUCUAGACAAUUUACCUUUGAUUCCAAGUGCAUUUGCAAUCUCUGAGUUUAUUUGUGUAGUUUUGGGCCUCAUUGUAUUUUUUAUUUUAGUAAUUCACAAGCAUAGAGGAAUUAUUUUCAGAAGAGUUUUGGUGAUUAUUGCCUCUGUAUUCUUACUCAGAUGUAUUACCAUGUUCAUUACUUCAUUGAGCGUACCAGGUACACAUCUUACUGCAUCAUGUAUGGCAACAAGAGGUAUGACCACAACCUUUGAUGACAAGCUGAAGAGAGCUUUGGAAAUUACUUUUGGAUUUGGAAUGAGUAUUAUGAAUGUAAAGACUUGUGGCGAUUACAUGUUCUCAGGACACAUGUCCAUGAUUACAAUUUUGAAUUAUACCAUUAAUGAAUAUACACCAAAACAUUGGAAAGGAUUGCACAUUAUUACAUGGGUUUUGAACUGUUUUGGAGCAUUCUUUGUUUUGGCAGCUCAUGAACACUACUCAAUUGAUGUUUUUAUUGGAUUUUUCAUUAGUAGUAGAUUAUUUGUCUAUUAUCACGAUACUGCCAACAUGAGACACAUUCUCAAUUUGCACAAUAUUGAAACAACAGCCUAUAUUCCACUCUUUGAUUACAUGGAAGAUACUGUUGAUGGAGUUGUAAAGAAUGAAUUCAUCAUUUCAGUUGGAGAAAAGGAUCACAGACAUAGACCAUUGCAUUCUCUCGAUCCUCAAACAAUUCACACUCUCCAAGAACAACAGCAACAAAUAGCCUCCACUCUCCCAACAGAGCAACAACACCAUCAUCAAUACCACUAA
Messenger RNA from Naegleria gruberi, 1212 nucleotides. RefSeq lists its product as uncharacterized. Gene Ontology annotation, biological process: ceramide biosynthetic process. The transcript has a single exon. NCBI's taxonomy places the organism in Eukaryota, Heterolobosea, Eutetramitea, Acrasida, Naegleriidae. The record is from RefSeq and is a predicted model, not a curated record. Gene Ontology annotation, cellular component: Golgi membrane; endoplasmic reticulum membrane. Gene Ontology annotation, molecular function: sphingomyelin synthase activity; ceramide cholinephosphotransferase activity. Bases 1 to 1212 code for a protein of 403 amino acids.